Messenger RNA from Lactuca sativa (garden lettuce), 480 nucleotides. Its product is annotated as DIS3-exonuclease-like protein. Lineage: Eukaryota; Viridiplantae; Streptophyta; Magnoliopsida; Asterales; Asteraceae. The record is from RefSeq and is a predicted model, not a curated record.
GUACCAUCUUUGGAAAUCAAAUAUCUCGAGGAAGGAAACCGAAACCAAAUCGACAGAACCCGGAAAUCAAAAACCCAUCACCAGAUCUAGAAAUCAAGAAAAACCCCUCUUUCUUUCUCUCUAUAGAAAUUAAUCAGGAUGCUGCACUUGUUCUUCGCAGUAGCUUUCUCAGCGGUGCCGUUGACUCUGUAUGUUCCUCCUGUCAGAAGCUUGAAUCUUUUCGUACAAACCAUGGAAGAUCUAUGGAGGGAAUCGAGCAUCUAUACGCAUAGGGUUUACCCUCGGGUACGAUACGCCUUCUGUAGGAUCUUGGAUUGUAUGCUCUGCAACACCAACACCCCCCAUUAGGCCUCCAUCUCCGGCAUUCAGCUUCAGCUUGUAUAUAUCUUUCGUUUUUCACUGCAAUUUCUGGUUCAGGCUUGGUUUCUGUGAUGUUGAGUUUUUAUAUUCAGUCGUAAUAAAAUCGACCAAUUUUCUCUU